This is a messenger RNA of Tribolium madens (black flour beetle), 854 nucleotides long. Its product is annotated as active regulator of SIRT1-like. Lineage: Eukaryota; Metazoa; Arthropoda; Insecta; Coleoptera; Tenebrionidae. Gene Ontology annotation, molecular function: enzyme binding. The record is from RefSeq and is a predicted model, not a curated record. Bases 142 to 579 code for a protein of 145 amino acids. The transcript is spliced from 4 exons. Gene Ontology annotation, cellular component: nucleolus.
UUAUUCUUUUAUUGGAAACAUUGAUUGUCACAAUUAACAUAACCUAUAAUAAUCGUAUUAUUAUUGUUAUAAACAUAUUUAAUUUUAAUGUCUCAAAAGAUUUAAGGAAAUGAGUUUUUGACGUUGUUUUAAUUAAUUAAAAUGUCUUCUGCGUUGGUUCAAAAGGCUUUGGAAAUUGUAGACCCUGAUUUUAGGAAACAAUCUAAAGAUAAGAAGUGUAAGAAUAAUGCAAAAGAUGUCUUUAGCUUGAUACCUGAGAAACUAAAAAUUACGAAAAACAUUACCAGAAAAGGACGAAAAGAAAAAAUUGGUGCAUUGGCAACUUCAAAGAAACUAACAGUUAUAGAAGCGAAGAAAAAUUUUAAAAGCAAAAAUGAAAUUUUGAAGGAAAAUUUGAAAAAGCUCAAAGAAAUCGAAAAAGCGUGUACUAUCGAACUUGAUAGAGAAACUACACAAAAGAUAAUUCAAAGGGCAGUCACUGGAAGGCCAGUUAAAGAAAAUAAAAAACGCAAGAAGGUCCAAAAAACUGUUUUCACUGAAGAAGACUUUAAGAYAUURGAAGAGGAAUACACAGGAUAAAACAUGGCAGUGUCAAAUAAGGUUUAUAGUAUUACAAUGCUGAGUUUGAGUGUCAUAGGGAUUUUUUAUAUGCUAUUUAUGUUAAUAAUUGUACCAAUUUUACCCCUUAAUGAAGAUAUUUUAAGCUCUUUUUCACAAACACCAAUUUUGUUAGUGAGUGGAGUUUGUGGACUGAUUUUUUGUGGUGGUUUGUCAAUUUUCACUAUUUUUGUGAUGAUGAAAGGAAAAUGGGGACUGGUAUGGUGUAAGCAAAAAAUAAAACAGACGUAAUAAUA